UGCAAUGGUUUUACCGGCGGCAACAGCACAUAAUACCGUAUACAUAGAUGUCUAUAAAUUUUAAGGGGGGCUUGAUAGAGUCUCUAAGGUCAUUGCUUAAGAUUGCUCACUCGAGCGUGCAAAAAAAUAACAUAGCAACAACGAUAAGCGACAGCGAACGAGCAGAGCCGACCACGGAUGGAGAUCUGUUCAGUUUGCGGAGAUCAUUCCACAGGGCGGCACUAUGGAGCCAAUACUUGUGAAGGAUGCAAGUUAUUUUUUAAGCGAAGUAUCAAGAAACGGCUGUACUACACUUGUAGGGUGGCAGGAUGCUGUCCAGUGAACAAGCGCUUUCGGAAUAGCUGCCAGUAUUGCAGAAUGAGAAAGUGUCUAACGGUGGGGAUGAAAAGGGAAGCUGUACAGCAAACCAGAACGAAUGAGUUUGAAAAGGGAAGAAAAAGACACCGUAGCCGUCAGCCGUUGAAAGGGGAUAUCCGAAGAGAGGCAGAUUUUGUGUCCUUGUCGGACUUUGUUUACCAUUUGCAGGCUGUUGAGCCUUAUCAAAGGCCGCCGGAGACAAAAAGUGAUACAAGAUCGAUUGCAGAAGACAGCACGGCAGCCAGAAGUGAAAGCGGCAGUGUACACGUCGCCACCAAAUUACCAGCCGAAAGCACCACAGAGAUCGCCGCCCGGUUGUUGUUCAUGUCAAUACAUUGGGCAAAGAACGUUCGCCACUUCGCUGAACUGUCGCAUAUCGACCAAGUGAGCCUCUUGCAGGAAAACUGGUGUAAAAUAUUCGUCAUAAACCUGGUUCAAUGGGCGAUGCCUUUCGAAUUAGCCCCGCUGGUUGCUGAUGUGAUGGAAAAAACAGCGAGCGAACAUGUGGAUAGAGUUCUUCAUAACAUGGGGAAGUUGAAUGAGGUUGUUUUCAAACUUGUACAGCUCGGUUUGAACAGAACAGAGUUUACCCUUUUGAAGGCCCUGGUACUUUUUAACCCAGAUAACGACCAACUCACCGACUUGGUUCAGAUCCAAGCAAUUCAAAACAAGACGAGGAAUGCUCUCGAAGAAUACGUGCGCUUGAAUCGCCCGGAGUCGUCUGGUCGCUUUGGUCAGCUACUCAUCAAACUUACGUCUUUAGGAGCUGUGGAGCCACAUAUCAUUGAGCAUGUGUUCUUCAAUAAACUUAUUGGUGGCGCGUCCAUUAACAACCUAGUCGACGACAUUCUAAGAGCAAACACACUUAUCUCGCACGCAAAAAACUCGGCCGUGUGAACAGGCAAAGGAUGCUAACUGUUUUUGCUAUAACUGAAGCCUAUUUCACAAUAUUUUAAAACAUUUGUCACGAAUUGACAUGAACUACAAACGCCAAAAUCUUAACUAUACGUAAACCAUGAGAACGCUGCUUUCACUCCAGGUAGUCUUUAAGAGAAAAUUGUUACGAGAAGAUUCUUAUUUUUCUCGCCCUCAGACUUUGCCUAAUCAACUCUUUGCGCACUUUUUCUUUUCGGCGUUUGCGCGCGCCAUAACAGAGGAGGCAAAGAAGAGGUAACCCCGUCUUGCAGAUGAUAAAUUUUAAUUGAAAAUUUCAAAGUUUAUUAUGAAGCAUGCCACUGUUUGAUGGUAAAAAUUCAUGGUACAAAAAGCACAUCACAGGGUUAUAAUUUAAAAUGUAACUUAAUAAACCAAAUGACGUGCCAAACCCACAGAUAAUCACCUUUUGUAUAAAUUUGUAGAUAUAUACUUAGAUAUUCUAGUGCUUUAGAAUAAUAAUUCUUCUUCACUAUGAGAGCAUUGCUGGCGAGUUGAAAAAGUU
Molecule: messenger RNA, 1795 nt
Organism: Pocillopora damicornis (cauliflower coral)
Lineage: Eukaryota; Metazoa; Cnidaria; Anthozoa; Scleractinia; Pocilloporidae
Product: COUP transcription factor 1
Biological process (GO): regulation of DNA-templated transcription
Molecular function (GO): sequence-specific DNA binding; zinc ion binding; DNA-binding transcription factor activity
Source: RefSeq, a predicted model, not a curated record